This is a messenger RNA of Melitaea cinxia (Glanville fritillary), 1438 nucleotides long. RefSeq names its product phospholipase A1-like. The transcript has 5 exons. The coding region runs from base 341 to 1438 and encodes 365 amino acids. The record is from RefSeq and is a predicted model, not a curated record. Gene Ontology annotation, molecular function: lipase activity. NCBI's taxonomy places the organism in Eukaryota, Metazoa, Arthropoda, Insecta, Lepidoptera, Nymphalidae.
AAUGGUAAUAAAUCCUUGUCCUUAAACUUGUAUGCAGUAGACCACUAACGUCGAUCGAGUCAGCAGCUGAUUGCUGUUGUCCUAUUUUUUUUUUAAUUUUAAAUUAUGUAGUGAAAAGGUUCAAAGCGAAAUAGUUUUUUAUAUAUAAUCCUUGUAAAGAGGUAGCACGAAAAAGUUUGUGUAUGUUUUUUUAAUUGGUGACUUCAUUUUGUGUACAAAAAAUAUGUCUGUUAAUAAAAUGUGACUGUGUUUAAAAUUAUCUGUUUAUCAUAUUUGGAUCUUCAAUAGAGGUUGAUGUGCAAUUAGAUUUUUUUUUUACGAAAAUAUCAAAAUAGUUAAAAUGAUGAGAGUGAGAAAGAUAGCAUGCAUAUUUCUACUUCUCAUGGCGUUAAAUCCUUCAUCUAUCAGCACUUUUGAACCGCGACCAGAAAUUGGAUAUCCAGCAGGACUUAUACCAGAAUGUCCCGGGGUAACAAAGAACGCGACAAUCACUCCCGCAAUGAUGAGCCUUUUGCAGAUCAUAGUUCAUAGAGUGGCCGAAAAUGGCCAAAUUUACAGGAAGGCUUUUUCUAUUCUAUCAGCACACAGAAGCAUACCCAAAGAGAAAAAUAUAGAUUUAAGGAAUAAGAAGACUGUUCUGUACGCUGUUGGUUUCCUGGACAGCUCCAUAUUUCCUCAGAGCCAGGCGGUUGCUACCGCAUAUUCCAAGCGAGGGUACAACGUGCUCAUUACAGAGACAUUUUCGUUUCUUACUUACAUCUACCCUAAAUCCGUCCGGUUAACAAGAUUUAUUGGAAAAAAAAUUGGAGAAUUCCUCGUGAAACUUAUGGAUCACGGUCUGACUGCUGAAAAUCUUGAACUUGUUGGCGCAAGUCUCGGUGCUCACGUCGCUUCUCAUGCCGCCAAAUACUUCUACGCUGCCACAGGAAAAAAACCAGCCAGGAUAACCGGCUUAGAUCCAGCCGGUCCAUGUUACAGAGCGUUACCUAAAGAGGAGAGACUCGACGCAUCUGAUGCGGAGAAAGUUGAUAUUAUUCAUACAAAUAUAGAUGGUUUUGGUAUAGCCGAAAGGUUGGGUCAUAUAGAUUUUUACGCCAAUGGUGGAGAGUUCCAACCAAGCGAUAUACCAUACAUACCAUGCCUAGUAAUAUGUAGUCACGUUAGAGCUAUAUUUUACUGGUGGCAAGCAAUCGAACAUCCAAAGAAAUUUAUCGGUAUUCAAUGCGAUUCUAUCCAGAAUGCAAGGCUGGGUAGGUGCAAUAAUACAACCGUCAAUUAUCUUGGUGCUGCAGCUAAUUUUUCCAAGCCGGGAAUAUACUUCCUACCAACCCAUAAUGAAUUUCCGUAUUACAGAGGUAAGGAUGGAUUAAAAGAUUCAGACAUCUUUAAAUCUAUAUUAAAUAGAAUAAAUUCUGAUGAUGAAUUUGUAGUGAAGUAA